Diabrotica balteata is the source of this 4127-nucleotide messenger RNA. The record is from the annotation of a GenBank genome assembly. Lineage: Eukaryota; Metazoa; Arthropoda; Insecta; Coleoptera; Chrysomelidae.
AUGUCUCUAAAACCAAGAAGAGUAGAUUUUAACGCCACUUGGGGCGCUAUCAGAGAAACCAUCAAUGGUGUGAUUACUCUAAAUCACGUAGCAAGACCUGUCUGGAAUGAUAGAUUUUCUGAUGUUUAUUCAAUAUGUGUGGCACAUCCAGAGCCUAUGGCUGAUAGGCUGUAUGCAGAAACUAAACAAUAUCUCAUAGAUCAUGUUGCAAAACUUUUGAACAAGGUUCAAGAAGAAGGCGAACAAAACUUAAUUAAAAACUAUUUCCUGUAUUGGUCUCAGUACUCUGUAGGUAGCCAAUAUUUGCACAGUUUAUACCUAUAUCUAAACCAACAACAUAUUAAAACACAAAAGCUAUCAGAUGCUGAAAUCAUUUAUGGAAGUCCAGACUCUACUGGAGGCGAGCAAAUGGAAAUUGGUGAAUUGGCAUUGGAAAUAUGGCAAAGUGGAAUGAUUGCCCCAUUGGGCUUAAGGUUGGUGAAGCUUUUAUUGGAGGCUAUAGAUCAAGAUCGAGCAAAGCAGACAUUGACUGUACCAAUCGAAGCUGUGAAAGGAACAAUUUUGAGUUUUGUUGAGGUUCAAGGUUAUAGAAAAAAAGCCCCACUACAGUUGUAUCAAGAAUUAUUUGAAGAAGAAUUUCUUGAUGCUAGUGGAGAACACUUCAAAAGGGAUGCUGCCAGGCUUUUACAGGAAAAAGAUGUUAGUUUAUAUAUGGAGAAGGUUAAGGAUAAGAUUGAAGAAGAGUUGUUCAGGGCCAGAAGAUUUUUACAUUACAGUUCCUUUGCUAAAGUAUCACAUAGAUGUGAAACUCAUAUGGUGGCUGAACAUCUACAAUUUUUGUACAGCGAGUGUCUAAAUAUGGUACAACAAGAAAGGAAGAAAGAUUUGUCAAACAUGUAUGACUUAUUGAAAAGUGUACAGAAUGCUAUGGUUGUAUUGGUAGAAACUGUAUUAGAUCACAUAAAAACUCAAGGAUUAGCGGCUGUUGGUAACCUCCAAGGAGAUAACAUCCAUAUAUCUUUUGUCGAAAACCUACUGACUGUAUAUAAAAAGUACAAAGAGCUAAUACAGGAUGUGUUUAAGUCAGAUCAGAACUUCAUGGGUGCUUUAGACAAAGCUUGUAAUGCUGUGAUAAAUCACAGGCCUAAUCAGGGAAGGUCACCUUGCAGAAGCCCCGAGCUUCUAGCUAAAUAUUGUGAUACUUUGUUGAAGAAAUCGAGCAAAGGGAUUGGGGAAGCUGAGGUAGACGAAAAGUUGGCAGAAAGCAUUAUAAUAUUUAAAUACAUAGAUGAUAAGGAUGUUUUUCAGAAAUUCUAUUCACGAAUGCUGGCUAAAAGACUGAUACACCAACAAACACAAAGCAUGGACGCUGAAGAGUCUAUGAUCAAUAGGCUGAAACAGGCAUGCGGCUAUGAAUUUACUAGCAAGCUUCACCGAAUGUUCACUGAUAUGUCCGUCAGUUCUGACCUUAAUAAUAAAUUCAACUCGAUUUUAAAGGAAGAUAAUAUCGAUUUAGGUAUCAACUUUAGUAUCUAUGUAUUGCAAGCAGGAGCCUGGCCGUUAGGUCAAGCCAUCGUUACUCCUUUCGCUUUACCUCAACAACUAGAAAAAAGCGUUCAAAAGUUCGAAUCUUUCUAUCACAAUAAAUUUAACGGCAGAAAACUGACCUGGCUCCAUCAUCUCUGCCAAGCAGAACUGAAAUUGAACCAUCUCAAGAAAUCAUACAUGGUCACUGUUCAAACCUUCCAGAUGGCCAUGCUGCUUCUGUUUGAAAACACUAACGCUUUAACAUGUAAGGAUAUUCGGGAGACCCUUCAGUUGAAUAACGAGCAGUUCAAUAGACAUGUAGUAAGUCUCAUAGACUCGAAAUUGCUGUUAGCAGAUUCAGAGGAAUUGACACCUGAAGUGACACUUUCAUUAAAUAUGGAUUAUUCGAAUAAAAGAACUAAAUUUAGGAUAACAGCUGCCGUACAGAAGGAAACACCUCAUGAAGUAGAACAGACAAUGAAUUCUAUAGAGGAAGACAGAAAAAUGUACCUGCAGGCUGCCAUCGUUAGAAUAAUGAAAUCACGGAAGGUGCUUAAACACAAUCUUCUCAUCCAAGAGGUUUAUGCUCAAUCAAAAGUAUCCUUCGCCCCUAGUGUACAGUUAAUAAAGAAAUGUAUAGAAUCGCUGAUAGACAAACAAUAUAUCGAAAGGACGCCCCAAUCGAGCGAGGAAUACAGUUAUGUAGCAUAAAUAAAUAUAAAAAAAGCAAAAAUUUAUUUUUAUUGUAGUAUAUAGACUGAUGGACGCUACGAGCUGUUACCAAAGACAGAUUUUUCUUUGAUUUGUAUUGUGUAUGAAAUUUUACGAAAAUUAUGUUUACAACUUUUGUUUAAUUAUGACGAUUCUAAUCAAUUUAAUUUUGAAUUUUUUUAUUCAUAAUAACUAGAGAACUAAUGUCCCUUUUUUUGUUUUUUCUUUUUCUGUACUUUAUAAUUUCCUUUGUUUUUUCUUUUACACCUAUUUUUAUGUUGUUGAGGUUUUCUUUGUUUAUCGUUCUGUUGGCAUUUUUUUUUUUUGUCAAUUUUAUACCGUUCUUCUUUAUAUUCUUACUAUUCACCAUUAUGUCAAUAAUUUAAAUUUGUCUCCACCUCAUAACUGAGAAGUACAGAUCGACAGGAAAAAUGAUCGACUACUGAAUUAGUCCGCAACAAAAAAUCCAGAGGUCACUGGUUCAUAUCCGGCUUGAAGGACCACUUGUAGUGCGAACGAUUCCGCAAAUUAACAUUAAUAGACCACAUAAAAAAUUCUAAAUCCUUGUUACUGCAAAAAUAUACCCGACACUCAAUAAUGAACUGCUUAAAAGGUCAUUAUAAGCGGAACUUUUCGAUUAUGUACAUUCUCUUUACUUCUUUAGCGUAUCGUUGACAUUUUCUCGCUUUUUAAAUAUUUACUCUUGAUUUUCUUGUCAAGGUUUUUCAUUUUUUAUAUAAAUCUUUUUAUCUUAUCGUAUAUACCCUCACACAUUUUUACCAAUAACUUACUAUCAUACAAUAUAAAACGGUUAAUGUAUUCUGUUAAAAAAUCUUCGUCUUUCGUAAUUGCGCAAUGUGUUCCAUCAAUGUUCAGACUAUGUACAGUACAUAAAAAUUUCUAUCUGGAAUUUCGACGUCUAUUUCGCGAAAACUUGGCAACGCUGUAGCCCCGUAUUUAGCAAUUAUCAUUAUUUUUGUUGUUUUUAAUUAGAUGCGAUUAAAACGGUUAAAAAUGAACAUCUUCUAUAUGCUGUAACCAACAAACUUUCUUCAUCAGUCUCUGCUGAAUAUAGAGCUCCCCAAAUGCCUUUCUUUUGAAAUACUUCUGUGAGUCGCAUAUGUUCUAUAUUAUCUGAAACUUUUAUUCUGCUUUUUAUUUUAUUUUGCUAUAUUAGCGGAAAUAGGUGACCCUGUCUCGCAGAUCUUCAUAAGCUAAUCAAUUAUCAUCUACAAAGAUUUAUUAAAGUCAUUUGUGUUGUUGUUAGCAAACAUCUUAUUUUCUCAAUGAAAAGGAUUUGAGCAAUUGUUUAUUUUAGCACACUAACUACCAUUGUUUCAUUUCUCAAGUAACUGUCAUCAUUCAAGGAAAAAGUACAAUUAGAGGGUACUUUAAAGCAAUUAAGAAAUUCCGGCGUUGCCAAAAUGUAUAUAAAAUAACUAGAUCUCAAUAAAUCGAGUAUAAUCCAGAUAGAAACAUUUAAGUAUUGUGAAUGACACAUUUUAGUUUUAAAUGAAAUUGUCACGAAUUUUUUUUGUCAACUAUUUAUUACAUUCUCUUUAAUUUAUACCGAAAUAUUAUGUAAAAUACAGACUUAAGUUUACCGUAAGAUUCUUUUGUUAGACUAACCAAUGUGAUACGAAGUUAUUUCUUAUUUGUUGUGUGUAAUAAAAUAUUUUUUAUUUUAAUAUCGAUCGAGGAAAUUCGCAUCAAAUGUUGUUUUUAUUUCAAAUGAAACCUGAAUCUAAUAAAAGACACCUGAAUAUUCUUUCCCUUAGGAGUAACCGGAGUUGCCUCGUUUUUGCAUCAAUCGAUAAAACUUCUUUGAAUUAACCUACAUUUGAUGUAGGUUAGUUCAAUCCCGAAUCCCAAUUCAAUUCAGAUCCUUU